Melanotaenia boesemani (Boeseman's rainbowfish) is the source of this 5132-nucleotide messenger RNA. Its product is annotated as tyrosine-protein phosphatase non-receptor type 7-like. The transcript has 11 exons. The record is from RefSeq and is a predicted model, not a curated record. Gene Ontology annotation, biological process: protein dephosphorylation. Bases 327 to 1580 code for a protein of 417 amino acids. Gene Ontology annotation, molecular function: protein tyrosine phosphatase activity. Lineage: Eukaryota; Metazoa; Chordata; Actinopteri; Atheriniformes; Melanotaeniidae.
UUCUCUCUCUCCUUCACUCAGUUGCUUCUUUCUCUAGUUUACUACCACUUUCUCUCCACUCACUUGUUUCUUCUUGCCCCCGAUUUCACAGCGAGUUUCAUUUGAGGAAGACGAACAAGCUGAGAAAUCUUCUAUUUACACUGUGACUUAGCUGGUUGUUUAGUAAGUUAACUGGUUGGGUAGUAAGUAGCUCAGAUCAGGGUUCAGGGAGGUUAAUCAUGUAGGUGUUGCAGCCGAGCUGGAGACAGUCAGAAGGACUCGUAUCUACUUGCCUGAAUAACAUAAACAUCAUCUUCAUGCGUGAUGUACAAACAUAACCUUUCACAAUGAGCAUGUCGGUAGUACGCACGGCCUCCCCCCCUGCUGAGGAUCCAGUGACUCCUCCACCCAUGACAACACCUCCUCGCAAAGCCUCAGUUCGCCUCCAGGAGAGGCGAGGCUCAAACCUUUCUCUGCUACUGGAUGUGAGCACGUUGGGGGUGGACACUAUGUGCUCAGUCACCACCCCUAAAGAGGUGUGGCUUCAGGUGCUUCACACCUCCUCACGGACGCUCACACAGCCUCUGCUACAGGAGGCCGCCAAGGACACCAACACUCUGAACACAGAGUACCAGAAGAUCCCUCCGAACUUCGUGAAUGCUGCAGAUCUCGAUGCUCCAGGACACACGAUGAAAGACAGAUAUAAAACCAUUCUCCCCAACCCUGAGACCCGGGUGGUACUGAAGAGCCUGGAGGAAGAGCCGGGGCCAGACCGCUACAUCAAUGCCAACUACAUCAGGGGCUACAGAGGGGCUCCGAAGGCCUACAUUGCUACCCAGGGGCCAAUGGUCCACACUGUCGGGGACUUCUGGGACAUGGUGUGGCAAGAGAGGAGCAGCAUUAUCGUCAUGGUUACCAGACUGAAGGAAAACAAUGAAAAAUGUGAGCCCUACUGGCCACAGCCGAUGGAGAGGACAGAAAGGGUAAAAGAAGAGGACAAAAAGAAAGGGGAAGCAGAGAGUAGUCAUUUUGGAAGAUUCCUCCUCUGCGUAAAAAAAAGCCAAGAAAAAGAUGGCUUCACUGUCACAGAUAUGGAGAUCAAGCUGUGCUCAGAACGUCGUCAAAUAAGACACUACUGGUUCACCUCUUGGCCCGACCACCACAUCCCACAAUGCAUUGCUCCUCUGUUGAGACUGGUGGAGGAGGUGGAGACGUAUAGGAAGUCUCUGCAAUUGUCCACCAGCACUCAGCUAAUUGCAGCCCCAGUUCCUGGUCCUGGACCAGUCAUCGUCCACUGCAGUGCAGGCAUUGGGAGAACAGGCUGUUUCAUAGCCAGCAGUAUUGGCUGUCAGCAGCUCAGAGAAACUGGUCAGGUUGACAUCCUGGAGACAGUUUGUCAGCUUCGACUUGACAGGGGUGGUAUGAUCCAGACCACAGAACAGUACCAGUUCCUGUACUCCACAUUGGCUCAGUACAGCUACCAGCUGCCCCAGGACCAGGAGCAGAACCAGCCUACCACAUUGCCACCGAACCUGCAGAACCAGGAGGACCAGGUUAGCAUACAGCUGCAGAACCUGCAUCUACAGAACAGCAACAACUGAUUCGGUCCACAACCUCAAUAAAAACCAGCAGUGUCUUCAAAGAAAUUCAGGAGAACCAACACAGAAAAGAAGAACCAGGAUGAGGAAAUAGGAGUACCUGAAGACAGCCUAAUCCCAGCAAAUGAGGGACAACCCUUGGAUGUCCAUGUGACAUUUAAGACAUCCCAUGUCCACUUUUGGUUCCCACAACUAUGUUCUGAUCAGGACGAAAGCAAAACAUCACUGAUGUCAUGUUGUUAUUUGGUCUCUGUGAAUGAGUGGUCAUUCAGAAGAAACACCCUCUGUUGGUCUUAUAAGGUUUCACCAGAUGUAUGUGUGUGUGAGUGUGUGUGUGUGUGUGUGUGUGUGUGUGUGUGUGUGUGUGUGUGUGUGUGUGUGUGUGUGUGCUUGAGACGUACAGCCUUAAAAUGAUGGUAAUGGUAGUUUUUAAAUAGAUGUGUGUCAGAAUACUACUGAUGAAACUUGUUCCCUUCCAGUGUGAGUGAAAAGAUGUGUUGCCAAUAUAUCAAAUUCUGGCCUAUGUAGAUGUAUAGUUCAAUGAGUAACUGGACAACUGUGGUAUGGCUGAUGUGCUUUGGUCCUUAGUUGUACGCAAAUUUCAGUGGUUUCACAAAGUUAAGCUUUAAAGACGUAUUACAAUACUUUUGCAGAUUUUUUCAGAUGCACCCCAUAUUGAUGGUUAAAACAGCAUCCAUCCUGCAUCCUACAUGUACUGUGAGAUCUCUUUCACCAGUAAAGCACAGUCUUACACGUUUAAAACAGCCGGUGUGUUUAUAUCUGCUUGCUAGCAUGUGACGCAGUGCGUAAAGUAAAACUGAGCUGCAACGUCACGCCGCAUCCCAGAGAAAAGGUUGCGGUCUUUCUGGACACUGCUGGGCAGCAACAAACACAGACCGUGAAGUUUUAAGGUCAGAAAGUUACGUAGUUCGUCUUUAUCUUUACAAUUUUGAAUGUUCUUUAAAUAAUCCAAGUAAGCAAACAUAAUGACAUAUGGUGGGGGUUCUGUGGGGACUUGUACUGGACCAACUGAGGAACUAGUUUUUUGAUGAGAUUAACUCAGAGGGAUAAAGCUCUAAUAGAAUGAGCACUGGGAAGCAGGCAAAGUUUGGAUCACACAGAGAAACCAGCUGAACUGGACGUUUUGCUGGGACUGGACUGAACUUGUAGAGACAAGAACGAAGAUGCUCUUUCUGGAAUGAAAAUCUCAGAGAAUCUACAGUCAGAUCAGAUGAUUAUAGUAAACCAGGGCUAUUGCUUGACACAGUCAUUGUGUUCUUUUCACAUAUACAGUAGGAAUCCCUAAAUCUGGUCUUUGAGGGCCACUGUCCUGCAUGUUGAAUGUUUCCCUGCUGCAGCGCACCUGACUGAAUCUAAAUGGAUCUCUAACAGCUUGUUACACCAGAGGUGUUUAACAGUUACUGCCAUCCACCUGCUAUUCUGUAACAGACUGUAACAAUGUCUGUAAGUUAAAUCCCAUGUUGAGAAGAAACCAACUCAUGCCAAAUAGUGCUGAAGGGCCACAGAAGUUUGCUUUCAAAUCUUGCUAUCUUGUCUGCACUAAUUUUUUAUGACCCCCAGAUUCAUUCUGUUGCUGACUGUACUGAAUAUCAGGCAGUCAAGCAAUCUUACAUGGCAAAUGUUAACGAAGUGUUUCCAUCACUCUUUGGGUUUUUAUUUUUCUGUGUUGCUCGCUGUUUUAACAUUUAAUCUUAUCUUAUCAACCAUAAUGUUGUAAACUUGGGCGUGACACAUAUUCAACUGUACAAGAGCAACAAUGCCUAGACCUACAAUCUUAUGGCUAACAUUUGCUAACAUAGUAGCAUACAUAAUAUGAACAUGGGUUCAUGCAAAUCUCAUGAACCCAUAUUUUAUUCCCAUUAGAACAGAAACAGCAUAUCAGACGGUGAAACUAAAACAUUUUACCACUUCAUGGGAAGUAUGAGCUCAUUUUGAAUCUGACUGCAGCAACACGUCUGUAUAAAGUUAGAAUAUCUCUAAAAAAUAUAAAACAACUUAAGAAAAAUGUUCCUCAGCAUAAAAUUGUUAAGACUUUGAAGAUCCCACCAAGAUUCAGAGGAUCAGGAGGAAUCUGUGUGCAUGGGACAAGGCUGAAGGUCCAAACUGGAUGCUGGUGAUCUCGGGAUCCUCGGGCAGCACUGCAUUAAAAACAGACAUGAUUCCCUCCUGGAAAUCACUGCACGGCACCAGGAACACUAAUCAUUGUCUGUGAACACAGUUCACCCUGAAAUCUACAACAGGAUCCAGUAACACUGCUGUUAUGGGGUGAAAUGUAAAUGUGCAAAGGUUCCUAACAGUGCAUGUGUAUGUGUUGGCUAAUUCCAUUUUGAACGUCUUGCUUUGAGUGAUAUGGAUUCUACGUUUGGUUUUAUACUGUAUCAACUGUAGAUUUGUGUUAUUGGUCAUUAAAAAGCAUUUUUACAAAUAUCAGGCCAGAGUUUGGUGUUGGAGGGCAGUGACAAAUCAUUUUCCUAGUUAGUUGCGGGGGUUGCCAUGGCUUCUGUGUCUGAUAUUAGUUUAUAUAGUUUUGUGAGGUUUGUGAUUUUUAUUAUUUCCUGAGUCAGUUUAGAUGGUUGUAAGGAGUUGUUGGUGCUGUUAGACUGACUGAAGAUUUCACCUGUUGGUACUGAAGAAAUUCCCCAACUCCAAAGCUCUGGACCAAGAAGCUAAAUUACAUGAAAUUAUUGUUGUAAAUAGAUGUUCUAGAUGACUCGAUCCUUUGUGUUGCAAUGAGGGGAAGUAAAUCAUUGUAUUAUUUAUUUUAAAGUCUGGAUUAUUUCAAAUUGGGGUGUAGCUACAUGGUGCUAGUGAAGAUUUGGUGAUUUUAAUGACUUUCCCCCAGGCUGUUAGAAUUGAUGCAACAGUGAUGCUUUUACUGUGGUUUGUUCCAGUUUAAUCCAACUGUGUUUGUGGUCUUUCUGAGUCCAUUUUAUGAUAUAUUGGAACUGAUUUGCCAGUCAGGGGCUUCUAAAACACCUAAUUUUUUUUUUUUGCAGGGUGCUGAGAGCUAUUCUGGGUUUUGUUGUUCUUCCAGUAAAAGUUAUUUGUUAGUGUAUUAAGCGAUUUAAACCACUGGUCUGAAGGAGCUGUUGGGAUCAAUGAGAAAAGAUCGUUUUGGUAAAAUAAGAUACUUGAGGUAAAAUUUUCAUUUUACAUUUAGCUACCAGUCCAAUAAGUGAAAGUGGAAGGUUUGUUCAACGUUUGAGAUUAUCUUCUAUUUUCUUCAAUAGGGGUGUGCCCUUGAGAUUACAUAACUCUGACAGCCUGGGGGAAAUGGGAAUACCUGAAUAGCUGUAGAAUCCCAGGCAUGUUCGCAGAGUAGCAUUAAAGUUGACUUUGGAGAAUGAGUCUAUAACUUUCUGAGUUAUGUUGCUAACAGACAGACAAACCAAGGCCCCUGAAUACUUCCACCUUGGCAGAGUUAAUGAAAAAUGAAGUGGUUGGACCUCAAGAUGGAUGCAAAAAGAAGAAGAAGAAGAAAAAAAAAGCCAUAGUGUGUCUGCAACCAGAGGAAGAAGAUCAGACCUGAGCUCA